Messenger RNA from Hordeum vulgare subsp. vulgare (domesticated barley), 396 nucleotides. RefSeq names its product protein TOPLESS-RELATED PROTEIN 2-like. Bases 1 to 396 code for a protein of 131 amino acids. Gene Ontology annotation, molecular function: protein binding. The record is from RefSeq and is a predicted model, not a curated record. NCBI's taxonomy places the organism in Eukaryota, Viridiplantae, Streptophyta, Magnoliopsida, Poales, Poaceae. Gene Ontology annotation, biological process: regulation of DNA-templated transcription. The transcript is spliced from 4 exons.
AUGCGUGUAGGCCAGCCAGAUGAGGUGUCAUUCUCUGGUGCAAGCCAUCCUCCCAAUGUUUACAGUCAAGAAGAGCUCCCCAAACAAGUUGUUCGCACACUCAAUCAGGGUUCUAAUGUUAUGAGCCUGUAUUUCCAUCCUGUUCAACAAACUAUUCUUCUAGUUGGAACAAAUGUUGGUGACAUCGGGAUAUGGGAAGUUGGUUCACGCGAAAGGAUAGCACACAAGACAUUUAAAGUUUGGGACAUUGGCUCCUGUACCUUGCCAUUGCAGGCUGCACUAAUGAAAGAUGCUGCAAUAUGUGUCAAUAGGUGUCUGUGGAGCCCUGAUGGAAAUAUUCUAGGUAUGGAAACAGGCAGUUCAGCUGCAUUAUUAAUACGCGCCAUUUUUCAAUAA